Coffea arabica (coffee) is the source of this 1623-nucleotide messenger RNA. The record is from RefSeq and is a predicted model, not a curated record. Lineage: Eukaryota; Viridiplantae; Streptophyta; Magnoliopsida; Gentianales; Rubiaceae.
AUGGGUUCAUCUAGUAAAGGAAAGAGAAAGGUCACUACAUCAACAGGUAUACGUGCUUUUUUUAAAGGUGGGCGUGAUACUUCUCAACCAACCAUUAAAGCUUGUUUGCAAAGUAAGGAAAAAUGGGAAAAUACGGACAUGGCUAUUGCUCUUUGGUUUUAUGAUGCUUGCAUUCCUAUAAAUGCUGUUAACUCUCCAUUUUUUCAAAAAGCUAUUGAUCAAAUAGCAUCAAUGGGUCAUGGUUACAAAGGUCCAUCCUAUCAUUCUUUGAGGGUUAACUUGUUGCGAAAUGCCAAGAGAGAUGUGAAAUUAGUUGUUGAUUCUUUUAGAAGUACUUGGGCAGAAAUUGGUUGCACUAUAAUGGGUGAUGGAUGGAAAGACACUAGGCAAAGAUCAUUGAUUAAUUUUUUGGUUUAUUGUCCUAAGGGUAUUUCUUUCAUUAAAUCUGUGGAUGCAUCUGAUAUUGUAACAAGUGCAGAAAAUUUGUGUAAUUUAUUUGCUGAAAUUGUUGAGAUGGUUGGUUCAAAUAAUGUGGUGCACUUAGUUACUGAUAAUGCUAGCAAUUAUAAAGCUGCUGGGUCUUUGUUAAGUGAAAGAUAUCCGAACAUUUGUUGGUCACCGUGUCCUGCACACUGCAUCAAUUUGAUUUUGAAAGACAUUGGUGAAAUGUAUGAUAUAAAAGCUUUGGUGUCUCUUGCUUCAACGGUGACUGUUUUUAUCUACAAUCAUAAGUUCACUUUGAAUUGGUUAAGAAAGACUGCAGGGUGGAAAGAAAUUAUUCGUCCCAGUGACACUCGAUUUGCAACUACCUUUAUUGCAUUAAAAAGUUUGCAUGAUCAUAAGGAUAGUUUGCAAUCUUUGGUUACUAGUGGGGAUUACAAAAAAUUUCUGAGAAUAGAAAAAGGAAAAGAUGUGAAGCAAAUCGUUUUGGAUGAAAGGUUUUGGAAUAACUGUUUGAUUAUGGUGAGAAUAAUGGGCCCUAUCAUUCGUUUAUUGCGUAUUUGUGACACUGAUGAAAGGCCUUCAUUGGGUUAUGUUUAUGAAGAGGUUAUAAAUGGCUUGCUUGAUUACAUUGAAACAAAAGUGGAUUGGUGCAACACUGAAAAAUUAUCGCAAGAGGUUGGAAUGUAUCGGGAAAGGCAAGGGAGUUUUGGGCGCAAACUUGCUAUUCUUACUAGCAAAUCUGAUCGGCCAGAAAAUUGGUGGAAGUUAUAUGGUUGUGAUGCUCCGAAUUUGCAAAAGCUUGCAAUUAGAAUUUUGAGUCAAACAGCUUCUUCUUCUGGGUGUGAACGUAAUUGGAGCGUUUUUGAACGCAUUCACACUAAAAAAAGGAAUAGGUUGGAGCACCAAAGACUUAAUGAUCUUGUGUUUGAUCACCGAAAGAAAUCUUAUGAUUCCAUUGAUUAUGAAUCUAUUGAUAAAACGGAAUUUUGGGUCAUAGAAGAAGAACAAGAUGGCGAGCUUAAUUGUGAUGAAUUGGAGGAAGAACUUGAAGAACUUCCUAAAGAUGAUUCUCAGCUAGUUGAAGAUGAUGAAAGUGAAGUUGGGGAAGAUAAUGAUAUUGACUUGGAAGCAUUUCAGCGUAGGCGCCUUUUGGAUGGUGAUGAAGAUAAUGAUUGGUAA